AUGUCUUCGUCGAACUUGUCUCCGAUCAAAAUCACCGGCCAUGGCAGGUCGAAAUCGAUGCUGGUGAUUCUCUCUGGGAAAAAUGUCCAGUCGGCCUUGUCUUUGAGCGCUCCGGUGAUGGACUUCUUGCCCAAGGGCCGCAUGAACACAAAGAUCGGGACGUGCUGGAGGUCGUGGACGUACUCGUCGUCCUUUGACGAGAUCACGGCAGCUGUGAUCGCUCUCACGGCUGCAGAUCCCUUGACAACCUGUUUUAUCAAGGCUGGGUAG
Messenger RNA from Ogataea philodendri, 270 nucleotides. RefSeq lists its product as uncharacterized. NCBI's taxonomy places the organism in Eukaryota, Fungi, Ascomycota, Pichiomycetes, Pichiales, Pichiaceae. Bases 1 to 270 code for a protein of 89 amino acids. The record is from RefSeq and is a predicted model, not a curated record. The transcript has a single exon.